AUGCAGGCCUCGGGCACUGUUGCUGCGUGCAUGCAGCCCCUGGACGUUGCUGCUGCUGCAAGCACACAAGCCCUGGGCGCUGCUGCUGCUAGCAAGCAAGCCUUGGGCGCUGCUGCUACGUGCAUGCAGGCCUCGGGUGCUGCUGCUGCAAGCAUGCAGGCUCUGGGCGCUGUUGCUGCUGCAGGCAUGCAGGCCUCGGGCGCUGCAGCCGGAGACUACGCGCGCGGUGAUGCUGGCGGACGAAGCGUGGACGAGGCCUCGCACGCCGGUGCUGUGCUGCAGCGUGUGCAGCUGCCGGGCGCUACGCUGCUGCCGGGAAGUGGUGCUGCGCCGUCUACCGAUGGACGUACAGCCGCUGCUGGCGCUCCUCGACACGGCAUCGUCUCUCAGGCUGCCGCUGCAGCGUCACCGAUGGUACGGCCUCCUGCUGCGCCGGCUGAUGGUGGGGCCAUGGUCGCUCCGGCCGUCGCUGCUGCAUCGUCGAGGGAGGCGCCCUUGGGGGCGACAGACAGAAAGAAACGCAUUCACUCCCUCCUUCAGGAUGGGGUUACGGUCGAGGGACACGAGCAGCUAAAGUCUUACAUCACAUCAUAUUAUAAAGGUUUAUUUGGGUCACCUGAGGAGUCAGAUAUAACUCUGGAUGAAUCCAGAGUUGACGAUAUUGCACAAGUGACCCCACAGGAGAAUGCAGUCCUUACCGCUCCAUAUACGAAGGAAGAGAUAAGGAAAGCAGUCUUCCAGAUGGAACUUAAUAAGGCUCCUGGACCUGAUGGUUUCCCGGCUGAGUUCUUUCAAACAUUCUGGGAUACUAUUAAAAAGGAUCUACUAGAGUUGUUUGAAGAGCUUCAGCCGGGCAACUAG
This is a messenger RNA of Lolium perenne, 861 nucleotides long. Lineage: Eukaryota; Viridiplantae; Streptophyta; Magnoliopsida; Poales; Poaceae. The record is from RefSeq and is a predicted model, not a curated record.